This is a messenger RNA of Lachancea mirantina, 4338 nucleotides long. The record is from the annotation of a GenBank genome assembly. Lineage: Eukaryota; Fungi; Ascomycota; Saccharomycetes; Saccharomycetales; Saccharomycetaceae.
AUGGCGUUUCUGAAGAAAAAAAGAGUCAGUGCUGGUCAUGGUGGGCUUUCCGAUUUAGACAUCGUUUCAAGCUCCCCAAAGGGCCAACAAACGCCCCGUUUACCGUCUAGAUCAGGUGCAAGCCGAAGAUCCGUUUAUGGGGCGAAAAGACCAGAUGAACGAUUGAUUCAAAGCCAAACAGUGGAACUUCCGUCUGAGAAAGUUUCAAAUUUCAAAAAUUCGUCGCGAAACCCGUUUGUAGAACACGAUUCUGCGGCUGACUCCAGCUUUAGUUUCGAAGACCAAGCUUGGAUUCGCUCUCCUGAAAACAAGCAAUUCGAUAGUUUCAAUUCUCCUGGCGGUUCGCAGACGCCCCAGACAUCCCAGACGCCUCAAUCUAUCAAUACACAGCAAACAUACAGCGAAGAACUCAAACGUAACGAAUCAAGACAUUCGUCUGGUGGGAGUAUCUCUUCACUGUCUUUGGACCGUCUUCUAUGCACUUGGGACGUUACAGAUCCUCAUGAAUGGACGAAAGGACGGGUGCUAUCGUUUUUCAAAUCAAACGACUUCAGUGAUCAAUGGAUAUUAUACUUCAGAAAGCAUCAACUUUACGGCGAUAAGUUCUUGGGACUGUUGGCCCAUGAGAACUUUUUAAAGCAUGCCAAAAAUCUCCCUCAAACCGAAAACUCCUCUUACAAUCGCUUUCAAUUUCUACUGAAAAGAACGUUGGAACAAAACGUGGUGAAUGGACAUAUUAGAAACAAGAGCGACAAGUCCGUAACUUCAAGAAGCUCAAGCGACUCGACAACAAAACUCAGAAACCGAAGUUAUUUGAGCUCAGAACACUCUCGGUCGGCGUCAGACUCAAUACCUUCUAGCGGCCGAAAGGUAUCUGCUGAGGGAGUCGAGGAGAGGCCGCAAACCAAAGGAUAUCAAAAGGGUAAUAGCGCCAGUUCAUUGUACCGCCGCAGUCUGAUUUCUCUAAGAAGUUCCAAUAGCUAUUACUCCCCUGGCAAAACCGAAAGCAUGACUAAACCCACUUUACCACGCCCAAUAUCUACAAUUGAUAGUAAUGCACCCGUCAUCACGGAAUCUGCUACUCAACCUUCAUCGUCUCCGUUGUCACCGAAUUACACAAACAUUUUCAGAAGACAGCACAAGAGUAGUUCCUCAGAAUCCUCGAUCUUUAAUAUCUUAUUUGGUAGCAAUUCGGGGCAACCAGUGGUUCCUACUGAAAAGCCCGCUGUACAAACUGGUCGGAGUUACUCGUCUGAGAAUCUGCCUGCCUCUAAAAGCCCAGAAGCUUCUGCAUCUUCUCCCCUAAGACAAAAUUCUUGGAAUGCUGAAAAUUUAUCAAGUCUAAUACCUGAUCCCGUCAUUUCCUCAGAUACUACUCCGGUUUUGAAGCCCACCGAGGGCUCUAAAGAGGACGACGCAACCGAAUUUGAGUCAGAGAAUCCCCAACUUCAAAAAACUCAGCCAAACUUCGAACUGAAAGAUUUCGUUCUCGAAAAGAAGUUUUAUCCAUUAAAAUCUGACAAUGGUCAGGAUAACUAUGUUAUGGUAACGAAAGACAAUAGAACUUUCAUCCCAAUUAACGUUAACAUGGUGUCUAAUAUCAAUGAACUUAAAGAAUCUAUGGCUAUAACCCUUGGAAUUUCGCAUCAAAACUUCACUGUGCAUUUGACGGAUUUUGGUUGUGAAAUAGGAUGCUCAAUUCCCGAUCAAUUGUUAGAGAACUUACGCCUUAACAUGUUUUAUGGUGUUCCAAAAAGGUUUUUUAUAAAAGACCAAUUGAAAGUGCAAUUAAAACCUCGCGCUGUUCCUGCGGGUCAGGAAAUGGGCCCUUCAUUGCGGCCUGCGAAAAGCAAGGGCUCUCUAAAAUCAACUGCUAGCAGCAUGGCCUAUUCUAACGAUGGGAAUUCUUUGGUCACUUCAAACUCUGACGUCACAUCCUAUGACGAAAGCUCUAAUGGCCCUGAUGCCGCCAUAUACCCACAAACUCCGAGCUACUAUUAUGAAAACGUUUCUUCCAGUAAUCUUCCAGAGGUUGAUUAUUGGAAUGUUAAGUCCGCCGUAAGAGAAGGAACGCCUCCAACAGAAGUACCUCGCAUCGCUUCGAGAAGUGGUUCAAAAGUUGGCACUCCUCUUCAAGAAGGAAGCGAUACCACUUUUAAGGUCAUCAGAAAGCCAAGCGAUAACGAAAUAAAUUUUGACAAAAGGCGAGACUCACCAUACAACAAGGCAGAUUUUGCACCACGAAGGGAAGCUCCCAAGCCUCCGGGUGGUACAUCGGUAUCUUCCGGACCUUUUGCUGGGGGUCAGACUUUGUACAUGAGUAAUGCGCCUUCGAGUCUUCAUAAAAGGCGCCUAACCAGAAAAACCAAAAGACCACCCCCUCCUACGGCAAAUCUUCAGCCAUCAAGUGUGUCCUCUACCACGUCAUCCCCUCAGCACCAUAAAAGCUCUGAAGAUUCGGUUGUGAAGUCAUAUACACCUGCAUCUUCACACGUUCUUGUUCCGCAACCAUAUCGCGGAGCGUCGGAUGGAUUGAACCUUAAUCGAACAGAAGACAAUUCCGUGACAGCUUACUUGUCUCGUCAGAGAUCGAAUCGAUCAGGGUCUUUGCAUUCAGUUACGGCAUCCACCAUUUCAUCUCCACCGAGAUUACUAACGCGCAUGAGCUCCAAACGGGUUGUUUCUUCAGCAUCGGCAGCCGAUAAUUUCGAAGAGAAUGACAUUACGUUUAAUGAUGCGCCAGCGCUAUCGGAUUCUGGAGAUGGUUCAGAUGACAGUGAUUCUUCAAAUGAUAUCAUUUGGUCAACGUCUGCACCGAAAAACCUACUUAGCAAACCGAAAGAAUCCUCGAAACCUGAACCGCUUGAAACUUCAGGUCCUUCCGGGACCUUGGGGUCUGAUAGGAAAGCGUCAAUUCUAGCACAUGAUCCUACUGGACUUGGGCGCAAAAUGACUCUCAGACCCUCUGCUGAGGUAGUUUACCAGAAUCUUGAAAAGUUUUUUCCUGGCACCGAUCUUGAUAAGCCCAUUGUUGAAGGCUCAACACCUCCUCCGUCUCCUCCUCCUAAUGCCAACGGUUACCAGGCUGUGGCGAGUUUUACAAGCUCUGAGAAAAAGAGCAAAUCGAUUCCCACCCCGAAUGCUUCUCCUAUUAAUUCCAGGUCUGGUACGCCGCAAACCAUGAUAACAUCGCCGCCGGUGACAGACCGAAUGGCCACGGCUUUACACGAAGCCACACAUUUAAAAGUACCUAAAAGAGCCAAGACCCUGAGAAUAAUUGCAAGGGAAGCAAGCGAGGCACGUCAAAGCCCAAAGGGAAGAAGUCUCAAGCGCAAGAAUACUAAAAUGUGGGGAACCCGUGUUGUAGAAGUCACUGACAAAGGAACAGUAGCUAUCAACAAGACCAAGAAUUCGAAUGGUGACUACAAAGAGUUUGCUUGGAUCAAGGGUGAAAUGAUUGGCAAAGGUUCGUUUGGUUCGGUGUAUCUGGGUUUGAAUGUGACGACCGGUGAAAUGAUUGCUGUCAAGCAAGUCGAAGUACCUCGCUUUAGUGCCCAAGAUGAACAAGCACACAACGUUUUGGAGGCACUCAAAUCUGAAGUUUCGACUUUACAAGAUCUUGACCAUCUUAAUAUCGUGCAAUAUCUGGGGUUUGAAAACAAGGGCAAUAUAUACAGCUUGUUUUUGGAGUAUGUGGCUGGUGGUUCAGUUGGCUCACUUAUUAGGUUUCUGGGUCACUUUGAUGAAAAACUCAUUCGAUUUUUAACAGUUCAGGUACUAGCGGGCCUGUCAUACCUACAUUCACGUGGAAUUCUGCAUCGGGAUAUGAAGGCUGAUAACAUACUGAUAGACUCCGAUGGGGUUUGUAAGAUCAGCGAUUUUGGUAUCUCUAAAAAAUCCAGCAAUAUUUACACUAAUUCCGAUAUGACUAUGAGAGGAACCGUUUUCUGGAUGGCUCCCGAGAUGGUCGAUACAAAGCAAGGUUAUAGUGCUAAGGUGGACAUUUGGUCACUAGGGUGUGUGGUACUAGAAAUGUUCGCUGGGAAGCGCCCGUGGUCAAACCUCGAAGUCGUCGCUGCAAUGUUCCAAAUCGGGAAAUCUAAAUCAGCACCACCCAUUCCGGAAGAUACUCUACCUCUCAUAUCUGAGCAAGGACGAGACUUUCUUGAUGCCUGCUUUGAGAUCGAUCCUGAAAGAAGACCAACGGCAGAUAAGUUGCUAGAACAUAAAUUCUGCGUUGUGGAUAACGAUUUUGAUUUCAAGGAAACAAAACUCGCGAGAUUCAUUAAAUCCAAUGACAAAGUCAAUUCGAGCAAACUCAGAAACAGUUCUCAAUGA